AUGGAAGUUCAUUCUCACCCGGUACAGCAUGGAGUGAACGAGGAGAAUGUACAGACUCGUGACUCCGCUAAUCAGGAACUGCUUCCGGACUCUCCUGAGGCUACGAAUGCGGGUGCACAAGCAGGUACUAAGGAGAAUGCACACUCACCUCCCAACGACGUCCAAGACGAUGUCAGCAUUUCGAGUGAACACCUUAUGGAUGCAAGGGUGUUGCAACCAGUUGAUUUCAAAAAACCUGAGCACUACCCACACUUCUUUGAAGCUUGCAAAGAAAAGGGACCCAAGUACGCCCGAGUGGCAGCACUUUACACGGAGACCCUCGAAAAUCGCGUUGGCGUGCUAGAAAAAGAGUUACUAGAAUUACAUUAUGAGGUCGGUUCCAAGGAGAGACCCUAUGAGAAAAGGCAAGUCAUGCACAACAUUGUGAUCCCUAGCAAUGGCGAUAAAGCAACUCUCGACUCACCGUGUGCCGACCCGUUGCCUCUGAAAGUCAUGCAAUUAAGCUUGAACUAUUGGAAGAAUGGUCGGCAAUAUACGAAAUGGGACAAAGCUUCUAUUUUCUUGGCUACUACUACGGAAACGUCCUCUUCUCAGCUUGAAUUUACUCACUCCAGCACUCACAGCCAAGGAACGAGUCAUCGACUUACCGACAAAAGGAUGAAUUACGACAAGAAAGGCGACGUAGCGGACACUCAACGUUCAGGGCUCUCGGAUAUCGCAAGGCUCACAUUCAGAUCUCCGUGGCCAUUGAUAUUGAUAGAGCUAUUGAGCGGCGAACAUAUUCGCCCAUCCGAAACGUGGAUCUACCCUUUUAAGCACAUCAUUGCUUACGAGAAACAAAUCCGAAAAUGUGUGGAACUACUGAACGAAAUUAACGUAGAUGAUGUUGAGGCACAGACCUUGCCUCAUAAUCUGAACAAGAUUGUUAGUGAGGUAGUCAGAAUUUUGGGUCCGAAGAGAGACGACGUCGAAUAUUCGGAUGACUACGUCUCCAAUGUCUUGCAGAAAAGUAACGCUCUCAACAAUCAUUAUCUGAAGGUAGAACAAAGCUCGCCAAAAGACAAGGAAGAGGAGCUCGAAGACAAUUCUGAAGCGGAAUCCGGUAUGUCCAGCGUGUCUCCAGUUGAUGACACGAAUACCCAGAUCUCGGAGCGAUCAAAUCUGUCACCAGACGCGAAACCGAUCCCAGAGGAAGUUCCCUAUGUGUGCACAUGCCUUAGAGAUGCCAGAGACCACCUGGAGCUGCUUGUCAACACGAUCGAUUCGCGUUUGGGGUCACUGCUGACACUGCGUAAGGCCAUUCGUGACCGAGCAAUCUCAAAUCUUAGAUUUGAGCACCUCUGGCAUCUUUUUCAGCCGGGCGACCUCGUGGUGACUUCUAGGCAGCCUCACCAAGCCUACCGUGUUAUUCACGUCAGUGGGGGUCGGCCAUUAUUGACGACUACUGACAUUGCACGUGGAGAUAAAGAUGCUGAAACAAGACGAACUGGACCUUCCGCUGAAAUCUUCCGCCGGCAGUCCCAGGUAUCGCUUUUCAACAUCGACUGUGUCAGAUUUGAUUUCGAUGGCGAGAAGUUUGGUCCUGUACAGGAGACUAUUAGUAUACUCGAGUAUGAGGGAGAUAGGAUGAUCACGAAACUCGAUGUGUAUCCCAUGAGCUACGCAGAAAAGGAGGAAGAACUUGCAAAGACACUACUCGAUCGAGGUCGACGCUUUGCUGAAUACCGUGAAUUUAAGCACAAAAGAUACGAAGGGUUGAGCCUCGGUGAGCCGGAGGAAGAGAUAGGACUUAAAGGAGCGACGAGAGCCGACGAAAGGGAGGUGUACGAGGAUCGUUGCGCAUCAGACGAAGACCAGUGCCUGAAAGUGGAUCACAACAGUCUUGUUGAUGACACAAAAUUUGACAAGCUGCAAAUGGAUAGAUUCCUCAACGUCGAGUCACAUGGAAUGUUCCUUGAAUCCCGUGGUGUUUCUCAGGUCUUGAGCGAAGACCAAAUGAUUCUUUUGCCGUAUCGUGUACAAGGCUUCUCUUUGCGAAGCCGCAAAUGGGUCCCACUGAACAUCGACCUUCUUCAAGACAUCAAGGAAAAUGAUGCUUUUGAGGGCCAGAAUGCGGGUUUCGAUGAUUUGGUCAUACCAAAUGAGUAUAAAAGGAUAGUGAAAGCUUUGGUCAAAAGUCAUGCGCUCGGCUCACGGCCCGUUGAGCACGGGGUUACACAUAGACAGCAAAUCGAUCUAGUCCGUGGAAAAGGCAAAGGCUUGAUUAUGCUACUCCAUGGCGUCCCUGGAGUCGGAAAGACAUCGACGGCGGAAAGUGUGGCAUCUUACACUGGAAGACCAUUGUUUCCUAUCACAUGCGGCGAUAUUGGACAGACUGCUUAUGACGUAGAGAAAAACCUUGAGGGUAUAUUCCUUCUAGCCCGCAGGUGGGGAUGCGUGCUCUUACUGGACGAAGCGGAUGUUUUUCUCGCGAAGCGAGAACGGGGCGGGGACAACAUUGAUCGGAACGCCCUCGUUUCCGUCUUCCUGCGCACUCUCGAGUACUACUCCGGCAUACUGUUCCUGACUACCAACCGAAUCGGCUCUUUCGACGAAGCCUUUAAGAGUCGCAUACAUAUCUCCUUGUACUAUGCCCCACUCGACGAAAGCCAGACGUUUGAAGUCUGGGCAAUGAAUCUGAACCGGCUGAGCAAGUCAAAUCGCGAUAUUUACGUCGACAGAUCUGAGAUUGAAGCUUUCGCCAGAAGCCACUGGAAAGAUGGCAAGCGAUGGAAUGGCCGUCAGAUUCGCAAUGCUUUCCAGACAGCCGUUGCACUGGCGGAGUACGAAUUCCAAGAAAAAUGUCAAAAAUGCGAAAAGACAGGCGACAAGCCACCAUUCAGGCCGGCGCUUGAAGACCGGCACUUUCAGGCGGUGGCUAAAACGAGCGCAGAAUUCGACGACUACCUCCAGAGCGUCAUGGGUGGCCAGACUCAUGAACAAAAGGCGCAGAUCUCUGAGAUGCGAAGCGAUACAUACAACCCUGAGCGGGGCACAGACACCCUGUCGGGCAAGAAGCAUGGCUAUCAGCGAGCGGUGAGGCCCAGUCGCUCGAGCGAGCAAGCCCCUAGCCGCGACAGCGACGCUUUCACAAAGCAAACGGUGACUCCGCCGGUCACCCCCCAGCUUUCGAAUACUAUAUCCGUAGGAGAGAGUGCGGCGCUGGACGAAGAGGAAGAAUAUAGGCAGUAUAAAGCUGAGCUGGAAAAGAAAAAACAGACGGAGAAAAUGGAGCGGUUCAGGAAAAUGCAUGAGAUGGAACAAAAGGGUAAAUAG
Molecule: messenger RNA, 3315 nt
Organism: Letharia lupina
Lineage: Eukaryota; Fungi; Ascomycota; Lecanoromycetes; Lecanorales; Parmeliaceae
Exons: 4
Coding region: 1-3315 (1104 amino acids)
Molecular function (GO): ATP binding; ATP hydrolysis activity
Source: RefSeq, a predicted model, not a curated record